UAGACUGAUUACUGUCUGCAGCGACCUUUGAACGGAGUAGAGCUAGUUCCAUCGCUCGAUGCUAUCUGUGACUUUUUCAUGCUUGAGUGCACUAUUUAUUCAAAAACUCACUAUUAUCAUCAACGAUUACGAUAGCAUUAAAAGAUGAAUCUUUCCUUGUUUGAACGAUUAGUACAUUCGUUUUCGAUUUACUGUACCUUCACCGCCUACAGCUGAUCGUCUCAGUACUGUUCAAACCACUACGAGUGCACAAGCGCACUUUGACAGUACUACUUCAUCAUCACAGCCGAUCGUUCUGGCAGCACAAGAGAAGAAAACUGUGGAUGAAGCAAAGGAAUUUGUUCAGUUUAUGCGUGAUGCAUGGGGUUUGGUCACGCCCGAAUUAAUCAUUUCGGUCACUGGUGGUGCACGAUUUUUUCAAUUGACGACGUUACGUACAAGGACGGCUUUUCAAAAAGGAUUGGUUGCAGCUGCCACGGCUACAAGUGAGCUUAGAACUUUAGAUCUAGAGCACGUGUAG
This is a messenger RNA of Didymodactylos carnosus, 520 nucleotides long. Lineage: Eukaryota; Metazoa; Rotifera; Eurotatoria; Philodinida; Philodinidae. The record is from the annotation of a GenBank genome assembly.